Molecule: messenger RNA, 1397 nt
Organism: Capsicum annuum
Lineage: Eukaryota; Viridiplantae; Streptophyta; Magnoliopsida; Solanales; Solanaceae
Exons: 2
Coding region: 204-956 (250 amino acids)
Source: RefSeq, a predicted model, not a curated record
GGUAUAUCUAAAACAUAGUAAUAUCUAUCGUUGGAAAAAAAAAAAAUAACACACUGCGAGAACGUUUAACAACCUAACAAGGAAGAGGAGAGAGAGAUUAAGGAGGUGAUUAAAUUAAACAAGGCAUUCUGCAACAAGCUUCUUCUUAAUUUGUACAAUUUGUCUUUGUUUCCUAAUUGAAACGCUAAUUAUUGAUCCUUAGAAUGGAUUGGUCCCCUAAAUAUGCUGCCAAUGCAUAUAUUGACACCCUCAAGUUGUGUGGUAAACACAAGCAGAUGUGCAAUGCAUGUAGUGGAACACAAGAACCAGAGUGCAACGAGUUCUUAUCAGCCUUAGCAGCGGGCAUGAGCGCCAAGCUAAUAGUCGAAGUCACCACCGAAGGCUCUCCCUCAACCGUGGCCUUAGCCGCAGCAGCACGACAAACAGGAGGGAAACUAGUGUGCAUUAUACCCGAGCCAAAACUCAACGAAACACAAAAUUUAAUUCAAGAAACAGGGCUAAAUGACAUGGUAGAGUUCAAAACAGGCGACCCUGUUGAGGUCUUACACAAUUAUGAGAACAUCGAUUUCUCCCUCGUCGAUUGCAAGACGAAUGAUUACAACAUGUUGAUGGAGAAGCUCGAUGUCAAUCCUAAAAGAUCAGUGGUCGUUACGAAUAAUGUAGAAGGGAGGAAAGGGGUUGGAGGACAUUUGAAGAAAGUUGAGAAUAAAGUAAAGGUAAGGUCACUACAACAUCCCAUUGGUAAAGGUUUAGAAGUUACUAUGAUUGGUAAAAGCACAGAGUUUGGAAAGAAGGAAAGUAGAAGCAGAUCAGGAUGUUAUGCACAUUUAAUAAGAGGAGGAGAGAAAAGAAAUGGACAUGUAGUAAAGAAAGGUGAAAAGAGCAAAUGGAUUUUUGUGCUUGAUGAAAAAAGUGGUGAAGAACAUAUAUAUAGGAUGCCAAAAUCAGGACCUUAAAUCAUUUGUGAAUUCUAAUUACACUGUUCUUUGGAACUUCAAUUGAUUUCUCAUAGAAAUGGGAAUAUUGGUGGAUUUAUGGAUUUCAUAAUUGUUCCCAUAAAAGCUUAUUCAUUGAUAUCCAAGAACUUACAAAUGAAAAAAAGCCAACCAUGUGAUCCUUUAGGGAACAUAAUUUUCCAAAUGAACAGAUGGGAAAUCAAGAGAAGUUUAUUGUAUUUUUCUAAUAUUACCCAUAUCAUUAAAUGACUAUGUAAAGUGUAUAUCAUCAAAUUUAUAUUUCCAAGCAUAAUUCAUAGGUUACUUUAGUAAAAUAUACACAUCGUAUACAUAUACAGUCGAGGAGUAUAUAUAGUGUAUACUUUGAUAUGCUGGUAAACUAGAUGACUGUACCAAAGGGUAUAUUACAUGUGUUCCCCAAAUAAAAAUGUUUAGUUAUUA